Molecule: messenger RNA, 1711 nt
Organism: Phragmites australis (common reed)
Lineage: Eukaryota; Viridiplantae; Streptophyta; Magnoliopsida; Poales; Poaceae
Product: pectinesterase-like
Exons: 2
Coding region: 1-1698 (565 amino acids)
Biological process (GO): cell wall modification
Molecular function (GO): pectinesterase activity; pectinesterase inhibitor activity
Source: RefSeq, a predicted model, not a curated record
AUGGCACAGAAGUUCUUCCUCGGCGGCCUGUCGGCGAUCCUUGUCGUCGCGGUCGUCGUCGGCGUGGUCGCCACCGUGACCCGCUCCGGCAACAAGGCUGGUGACAACUUCACCGUCCCGGGGGAGGCCACCUUGGCCACCUCCGGCAAGUCGGUCAAGUCCCUGUGCGCGCCCACGCUGUACAAGGAGUCGUGCGAGAAGACGCUCACCCAGGCCGCUAAUGGCACCGAGAACCCGCGCGAGGUCUUCCAGUCGGUCGCUAAGGUGGCGCUAGAGUCGCUCAAGUCGGCGUACGAGAGGUCCCAGACCAUCGGCGAUGGCAAGUCGAGCGAUCCCAUGACGAAGAGCGCGCGCGAGGACUGCAAGAAGCUCCUCGACGAUUCGGUCGACGACCUCAAGGGCAUGGUCGAGAUGGCCGGCGGCGACGUGAAGGUUCUCUUCAGCCGCUCCGACGACCUCGAGCACUGGCUCACCGGGGUCAUGACAUUCAUCGACACCUGCGCCGAUGGCUUCGCUGACGAGAAGCUAAAGGCCGACAUGCAGCACGUGCUGCGCAACGCCACAGAGCUCAGCAGCAACGCGCUCGCCAUCACCAACAGCCUCGGCGCCAUCUUCAAGAAGCUCGACCUCGACAUGUUCAAGAAGGACUCGCGCCGCCGCCUCCUCUCUGAGCAGGACGAGCAGGGCUGGCCCGUGUGGAUGCGGUCUCCGGAAAGGAAGCUGCUGGCCUCGGGCGACCGCAACCGGCCGCAGCCGAAUGCGGUGGUGGCUAAGGAUGGCACCGGCCAAUUCAAGUCCAUCCAGGAGGCCGUGAACGCCAUGCCCAAGGGUCACCAGGGCAGGUAUGUCAUCUACGUGAAGGCCGGCCUCUACGAUGAGAUCGUCAUGAUCCCCAAGGACAAGGUCAACAUCUUCAUGUACGGCGACGGGCCCAAGCGCAGCCGCGUCACCGGCCGCAAGAGCUUCGCCGACGGGAUCACCACCAUGAAGACCGCCACCUUCUCCAUUGAGGCGUCCGGGUUCAUCUGCAAGAACAUGGGGUUCCACAACACGGCCGGCGCUGAGAGGCACCAGGCGGUGGCGCUCCGCGUGCAGGGCGACCUCGCGGCGUUCUACAACUGCCGGUUCGAUGCGUUCCAGGACACGCUGUACGUGCACGCGCGGCGCCAGUUCUUCCGCAACUGCGUCAUCUCCGGUACCAUUGACUUCAUCUUCGGCAACUCGGCCGCCGUUUUCCAGAACUGCCUCAUCAUCACGCGGCGGCCCAUGGACAACCAGCAGAACUCGGUGACUGCGCACGGGCGCACGGACCCCAACAUGAAGUCCGGGCUCGUCAUCCAGAAUUGCCGCCUCGUGCCGGACCAGAAACUCUUCCCCGACCGCUUCAAGAUCCCCUCCUACCUCGGCCGCCCGUGGAAGGAGUUCUCGCGCCUUGUCAUCAUGGAGAGCACCAUCGCCGACUUCAUCAAGCCCGAGGGGUACAUGCCCUGGAAUGGUGACUUCGGGCUGAAGACUCUCUACUACGCAGAGUACAACAACCGCGGCCCCGGCGCCGGCACCAGCAAGAGGGUCAACUGGCCUGGGUUCCGCGUCAUCGGCCGUAAAGAGGCCGAGCAGUUCACCGCCGGGCCGUUCAUCGACGGCGCGACGUGGCUAAAGUUCACCGGCACGCCGCACAUCCUCGGGUUCAAGUUAUAAGGCCUCAUGGCGU